This is a messenger RNA of Didymodactylos carnosus, 1062 nucleotides long. The record is from the annotation of a GenBank genome assembly. NCBI's taxonomy places the organism in Eukaryota, Metazoa, Rotifera, Eurotatoria, Philodinida, Philodinidae.
AUGGCCUUGUAUUUUGGAACGGAUGAUAGAAUAAAAAUAUCUAGAACAUCAAUGUACUGUGAGGAUCAAAUGAGUGAACAAUUACUCGUCGAUAUUAAAGAGUUCGACCAAGUACAACAACAACAAUUUAGGAAUAAUAAUGAUGAUAAUGACGAUGAUUUGAAAGAAAUCUUACCACCAAUAACUGUAUUUAAUUCUGAUCUGAAAGAAAAUUCAAUUAAAAAUUUAAGUAAAGAAUCAGUUGUUUUCAUUUGGUUUCAAAUGUUAAUUGAAAUUUUACUUCAAAUGGAGCAUACACAUGAAACAACUAAUGAAAUGUUAGAUGAAUGUCGGAGAUAUUAUUUUGAAGUGGAUAAAGAAUUAACAAAAGUACUGCCAGAUUUGAUAAAUCCACAAGCUUGGAUCUAUAUUCAUUCAAAACUUAUCGAAAAAGUAUGUGUUAAUCUCGUAUUCUGAAAUGGAUAGUAGUUAUUAUCUUACAUCUGCUAUCAUGGUACAUAUUGGCUAGGUAUGCGCGAAGUCUCCUCUGAUUACGGUAAUGGUUUACAUUAAAAUAAGAAAGGAAGAAUUGCUCCGUAAAACUUAAAAAAUGGUUUACUACUUCUAUUAAUUGUAAGGUAGUCUGCUCUCUUCAUUUCAAAAAUACUUUACAAAACUAUUUAAUAUAUCCUGGAAAUAUAUUCCCAUCAAAUAAUUUUGCUCUUAUCGCGUAAUUAUUAAAAAUAACUCAUCAAAAUAUUCAAAUGUCAAUAUUCAAACGUGUUAAAACGGCGAUUUAGCGAUCACUGUUCUGUUUCGUAUAGCCAAAUCAUAUGCAAAUACGAUGCCAUAUCAUGUAUCACUGAAAUAUAUGAUACAUUUGCUGAGAAAUUUUUCUAAAUUUUUCUCUUGCUGUAAUUUAUUGUAAGAGACUAUUAUCGACGCCAAAAAACACUUUCCUUGGCUAUUUCUUAAAUAACUUCUGAUAAAAAAGUAAUAACGAUCUGCCGUUUUCAGAUUCUGAAAAUAGACACUUUCCCACAACUUUUACUGAGUAAAUGAAACUCCUCGGAAGAUCCUGUU